GCUACGAAGGGAGCAUGGUGACGCUGAGAGGAAGAGUACCAGUCAUGAGAAGUUGUUGCCGUUCCUCCCCGCCCGGUGGUCGUGGUCGUAAGUGGGUCCGGUGUGUAGAGACGUCGCUUCGUCACCGCGGCGACGGGGGCAGGGAGCUUCAAGAGUAUGAGCAGCACGAGACAAAAGUUUGGGACACUGGUGACCUGCAUGAUAUGGUUGAGGCCGCCUGCGCGUUGGCCGGUCCUGAUACUGGCUUGCUACAACUAUCACGAGGACCUUAAAGGGUUAGGCGGACCUAUAUGCUCUUCGUCACCGCAAGUGGUCUCUCUGCUAUACCACGUUGACCUUCAGGUCGGUCACGGGACUCCAAGGGUAGGGGCACGGUAUGGGGCCUUGAGUGAAAGGGUUCGAUCCAACCAAAGAAAGCUACGAGCUGCUUUCAAGUACCUGGACGAAAUAUCCCCCCAAGCUGCUCGUCGUUCCGGCGUUCUCCUCGAGCCGUCCAGCACUAGCGUCAUCUCUAGUGUUGAUACUCCUCUGCCUCCGCUGCCUCUGCGCCCCUUCCCUUUCUACUUCACCCCCGCAACUCUCUCGUCACUCUUUCCACCCUCUCACCCACAACGUUUCUCACCAACCUCAUCUGCUCAACAAGAGCUUGCUUCGCAUCACCUUCGGCUCCCCAAGGAGCUCUUUUCCCGUCAGCUUCUCUGCUACGCUCGUCACGUCGUCUCGCCUCCCCGCGUCCUCAUAGCUGUGAGCAGCUGUGGUAAAGAGCAGGACGAGAUCAAGGUAAGCUCACGUCCCCGAACUGCGGCAGCAGCUGCUGCAGCUUUCUGCUGCUCAUAACAUACCACUCACCUCAUCUCGGUGCUGGGAGUGCGAUCCUCCUUCCCCAAGCGACCUUUGGCUAACCUGGAGGAGUAGCCAGAACUCUACGCGUUCUUAGUCGUGUAGCGCCAGCAGUAGCUCACCUCACCUCUACCCUUUCUUGUCACUGUCGUCAAGCAUGGGUCGUGGCUACGGAUACGAUAUGAGUUACGACCGCCUCGGUGCUAUCGCCGGCCACCGUCUCGCCCAGGAGCAAGCAGUGGUAAGCAUCGACUUACAUCUCUUCUUCAUC
Messenger RNA from Westerdykella ornata, 1111 nucleotides. RefSeq lists its product as uncharacterized. Lineage: Eukaryota; Fungi; Ascomycota; Dothideomycetes; Pleosporales; Sporormiaceae. Bases 157 to 837 code for a protein of 226 amino acids. The record is from RefSeq and is a predicted model, not a curated record. The transcript has a single exon.